UAGAACUACCUGUUUACAUGAAGAACUUGAAAAUAUGAAAAUGUUUGUGUCCAAAACUGUUUUCUAUUAGGCUUUCCUAAUAAGAAAUUUAAAAUUUCAGAUUUAUUUGAACGUAAAGGCCCAAAAUGUUCUUUAGGAUAUUGGAUCCACUACUUGGUGUUUUCAAGUUUGUAUAAAUGAAUGAUUAUUUAUCAACAGACUUCAAAUGAAGUUAAAUGAACAGAAUAGUGCAGUUGUCUAUUAUUAAUUCUGUAACUUAUAAAGAGACGUGCACACAUUGGUGAAUUUCAAACUGACAAUGAAUACACAUCCUGUAGAAGUUGUGAUGCAAGAUAAUCAGGAUAGAAACACUGUGAUAGCAGGCUGUUGUGAUAAUGGUGAGAAUACUCAUGGGGAACUUGAAUCUUUUAACAUGCAGCUGUUAACAUCUAGUUUACAAGAGGAACGUGUACAUGGAAUUUCAAGAACAGUUGAGAGCAGGCCCUCUGAUGUCAAAAUUUUGGUUAACUUGCAAGACGCUCAAACUGUAAAUGUUGAAUGGAAAAAUCUCACCUACACAGUUCCAGAAGGUUACAUUUUUAAGCACAAGCAUAAAAUCAUAUUGAAUGGAAUAUCUGGUGAAGUUGUUAGUGGAGAAAUGACAGCAGUUAUGGGGCCAUCAGGAGCAGGAAAAUCAACAUUGAUGAACAUCCUGACUGGAUAUAUAACAAAGCAUGUGGAAGGAGAGACCCUUGUUAACAACACCCAAAGAGAGCUUAGUUCUUUUCGCAGGCUUUCUAGCUAUGUAAUGCAGGAUGAUUUUCUUCUCCCUCAGUUAACAGUAAAAGAAACAUUGACAGUUGCAGCUAAUCUCAAGAUACCUAGUGGUGUUCCUGUCAAUUAUAAACAAUUGGUUGUUUCUGAAAUUAUUGAUGCACUUGGUCUAAAAGAUUGCGCCAAUACAAAAACCUGUCAGAUUUCUGGUGGUCAGCGUAAACGCCUUUCCAUAGGUCAGGAACUCGUAAAUAAUCCAUCAAUAAUAUUUUUGGAUGAACCAACCAGUGGUUUAGAUAGUUCCAACUGUGACCAAUGCAUCACACUUCUGAAGACUCUUGCAAAACGUGGGUGUACAGUUGUUUGUUCCAUACAUCAACCUAGUGCUCGAAUAUAUGAAAAGUUUGACAAGUUGUAUAUGCUUGCUGAAGGACAAUGUAUUUAUCAAGGCCCAGUAAACAGUCUGGUAACUUUUCUAUCCUGUCAAGGUUUGGAUUGCCCUACUUAUCAUAACCCUGCUGAUUUUAUUACAGAAAUAGCUUCAGGGGAGUAUGGUGACCAAGUGGGAAAGCUUGUACGAGUAUUUAACACCCACAGAAUAAAUUGUAAAGACAGUACCAAACAACACUGUACCACCAUUCCUCAAUUGAAACCAAAUGAAGAUGAAAGAGCACAGUGUAAUAGUUCUUUGUUAAACAACAUCAAGGUUGAUCUGACAGACAUAUUGGUCAAAAAAGGUUACCCAACUAGCCUUUUUAAUCAGUUUUUGGUUUUGGUGAAGAGGACUUUUCUGUGUGUUAUGAGAGAACCUAUGCUGACUCAACUUCGCUUAGCUACACAUCUUGUAGUUGGUGUCAUGAUUGGACUUCUCUUUCUCUCUAUUGGUAAUGAUGCUGGGAAAAUGUUGAAUAAUUCAGCUUUUCUGUUUUUCACUUUGCUAUUCCUAAUGUUUACAUCAAUGAUGCCAACUGUGUUAACAUUUCCUCUUGAGACAUCGGUGUUCAUCAGAGAACACCUUAACUGUUGGUACAGUACAAAAAUGUAUUAUUUAGCCAAAACAGUUGCAGACAUGCCAUUUCAGAUAAUUUUCUCCCUGCUCUACAGUAGUAUUGUGUACUGGAUGACCAGUCAACCUUUCGAUUCAUUGAGGUUUCUGAUAUUUCUUGUUAUAUCAGUUCUUACAUCGUUAGUGUCACAAGCCUUUGGACUAAUACUGGGUGCUGCCUGUGAUUCUCAGACUGCUGUGUUUUUAGCACCAGCUUCCUGCAUUCCAUUCUUACUCUUCAGUGGUUUUUUCAUUACCUUCAAAACAAUUCCUGGAUACCUUCAAUGGCUCUCCUACAUAUCUUAUAUGAGAUAUGCUUUUGAAGGCUUAAUGCUGUCAAUAUAUGGUUUUGAUAGGCCAGAUCUGGAGUGUAGGGAUACUUUUUGUCCGUUUGUAGACCCAUCAAAUUUCCUGGAGUACAUGGACAUGAACAAAGUAAACCUGUAUUUUAACAUUAUAAUCCUUUGUAUAUUUUUUCUUGCCUUCCGCCUAGUGGCAUAUUUAGCAUUAAGAUUGAAAUUGACAUUUCAUAAAUAAGAUAUUUUCAGAAUGGUGAUAUUUUACUUAAUGUAUGGUGGAGCUUCAUUUUUAGCAAUUAUACAACAUUCUUUACAUACAAAAAGGAUAUUAAUUGUAUAUGUCACAUAGUUGUGUAAAACUAUUUACUUAGGACAAUGCUUUUGCUUUUUUCAAGUAACAUUUUGUUCUGAGUUAAUUAUGCUUAUAGGCUAAAUUUUCUGUUUAGUAUUGCAUAAAGUUUUUGUUUUAUAAGACUAAUGUAUAUACACAUGAAUACCAUAUGAUGUUGAUCAUAAUAUCUUUCUACAUGUACCAUAAAAUUCUGCAUCUUUAGAAUGAUAACAACUCCAACAGUCAAUCAUAUUUUUUUAAAGCAUUGGUAUUGCCUAAGAGUUUUAAAAGACUUUCAUAUAACUAUGUGAACAGUUACACUAUACAUUUAAGACAAGAUGAUGUAGAACUUGAGUAGUAAACUAUUUUUUAUCUGAUGAAUUGCAUAAAUUCUCUAUGAUCCAUUAUUAUAAAUAGAUUUUUUGUUGAACUUUUUUAGCUUUACAUUCCAGAACAAUUUUAUUCAAAAUGUAGAACUUGAGUAACAAAGUUUUUUUAUCUGAUGAAUUGCAUGAAUUCUCUAUGAUCCAUUAUUAUAAAUAGGUUUAUAGUUGAACCUUUUUUGGCUUUACAUACCAGAACAAUUUUAAUCAAAAUGUAGAACUUGAGUAACAAAGUUUUUUUAUCUGAUGAAUUGCAUGAAUUCUCUAUGAUCCAUUAUUAUAAAUAGGUUUUUUGUUGAACCUUUUUUGGCUUUACAUACCAGAACAAUUUUAUUAAAAAUGUAGAACUCGAGUAACAAAGUGUUUUUAUCUAAUGAAUUUCAUGAAUUUUCUAUGAUCCAUUAUUAUAAAUAGGUUUAUAGUUGAACCUUUUUUGGCUUUACAUACCAGAACAGUUUUAUUGAAAAUAUAUUAUGUAGAACCGAAAUGUCCCUACAUAUCUGAGAAUUUUAUUGCCACAUUUCCUGUAGUGGUUGUUAUACUCUUCACUUUUAUGAAAUAUUUUAUCUUAAUGUAUUAAAAUUCAAUUUUAUUUACAAGAAAUAUACACACAAAGUUCUAGUUUUUCAUCUAGCGUGGAAGCUAUUGCACAAGAUGCAGUGUGAAAAAUUUUAUCCUGAAUUCUGUUUGCUACUUUGUAACCACCAAUGUAUCAUCAGUUACUAUUAUUUAGUAAGCUUACAAUGCACAUUUCUUUAAAUUUCUGUACACUAUAUUUCUAGUGUCAAAUUUUGAAAUGUCACCAAAAAAUGUCAGAAUGAUUAGUUUCUGACACACUCAUUUCUCAUCCAAACAUCACUAUCAUAUUUUAGAAAAAUUCACCCUAAAAACAAAUACUUUAAUGUAAAAUCCAGUCACUUGUGAAUUAAACAAUCCCUAAAAUUUUAUUGUCCAGUACAAAGUACAAUUACAAAAUUAACCCUAUGUGCAUGGAUGGGGCCCAAAAUGUGCAUGCCAUGACCUUUUAAAGAAUGACAUUCAACAUGGUAUUGUGUACUUGAUGUCAGAGUUAUCAGACACUGUACUCUACACUGGUAAUUUACAAUAGUUCAUGGUGGAAGAGAGUUAAUACAAGAAACAGUAUUCAGGGACACUGAAAAAUGCACAAUUUACAGUUAAAACUCAACACUACAAGAGUACAUAGUCCACUUGUUAAUAUUUCUGUUAUACUUAAGAUCCAUUACUUUUUUACCAAAGGAUCAUAAGAAUUUGAUAAAUAAUACUUACUUUUUCUGUAAAAUUACUUCAUUUUACAAAUAUAUAAUUGUAGCCAAUAAUUAUAGGAUGAAAGAUUGCUUUGUUAAGAAUUCAGAUUUUAUGAUUGAUUAGAAGGUUGUUGAACAUUUCACAUGAAUAAUUAAUUUUCCAAUUAUACAAAAACUUUUUCUAUGGUAUUUAAUGUAUUCCAUAGUGUGGUUAAGGUUAAUAUUGUUUUUUUAGUAAUAAUUAUACAUUGACUGUCUUUGACUAAAAAAUUUAAAGUUACAUAUUUUAUUGGUUUUGCUUGUUAAUUUAGUAUGUCUGUUUUGUGUAGUUACUAAUAGUCUCAUGUUGUUAUAAGUGUGUGUGUUUAAAUGAACAAGUAAGCAGAGGGCUUGAAUGCAUGGUUCAUUCAGUUUUGAAUCUCUUGUAAAUUUCUACUUUAAAUAUAUUCCUCAUGAAUUGAACAAGCUACAAAAGAGCUUUAUUAUCUAUUAGUUACCCCUGUAUCACUCCCUGGGGAUCCCUAAGGGUAUAUGCCAGGUUUGGUGGCACACACACCCACUGACUUUUGUCAAAUAAUAGUUUAGGAGAUGUGACCAACUAUUAUUACACUACAUAUCCCUUACAAAAUACAUCACCUUCACCAGUUUCAUGUUUAGUACUUUUGAAGUGUAAUAAUGUAACCUUAGUGACUAUGAAUUAUUAAAGUUAUUUAAUAUAUAUGUAUACUUUAUUGUUUUGUUUUAUUUUUAGAAAAUAGUGCUUAUUGUUUCUCAAGGGCAAGCCAAUAAAUUUUUACCAAUGGGACAAAUACUUAUACCUAUAAGUUAGAAACUAUCUAUUUUUUUGAUAGUAUUAAGCAUAAUUUUGUGUUUAUUCUUAUUCAGUUUUAAGCAAACACCAUAACUCUUUAGAAAUGUAAUAAUUAAAAAUCUUUAAAUUUACCCAAGUUUCAAACGAAAAGGUGCAGUUUCUUUUUCCCUUCAAUUAACCCCUCUACACACGUGCACAUACAAACAAUUUCACUGUAUUUAUACAAGUGACAUGACCCAAUCCUGAUAGGGUCACAUAUUCAGAAUUGGCCACAGUUAAACUUGGCUAAUGACAGUUUCUAACAUAAUUUUUUUAUUAUUUUUUGUAUCAGUUUAGUGUUUAUUAUAUUACAAUGGAUUAAUUUUGCAUCUUUAACAACAUAUGUUAUUAUAAUCAUAUACAGGCUUUUGUUAUAAUGUAAUAUGUUCAUAAAUUAAUACACUGGUUAGUUUUAACAUGUGGCUAACUGGCACUUUUUGUAGUGGGGUAAUUCAAAAAUAAUCUCAGCUCAAAGUCAUUUAGUCUUCACAAAAAGAAGAGGUUCAUGGAUCUAAUAUGCAACAAGACAAGUGAAGCAAUUUGUUGUUGGCUAAAUAAGAGAGUCAAGGCAUGAUGUUAAAAUUCAAAAUAAAACUAUCUAUUGAAGCAAAGGAAAUUUAGAUACAAGUGAUAAUCAGAGUGGUAGAACUGUUGCAUAUAAAAGAAAUAAAGGAAGGAAAUGUAAAUAAAGUAGAAAAAUGAAUCUACAGCACAUAGAUCAGAAAAUAGAAAUAUACACAGUGAAACAAAUAUGGAAUUCCCACAACAUGUCUUGGCUCUUUUAGAAAAAUGAGCUGCUUUCCAUAGGAGUUACAGCAAAUCUCCUUUGAAAGGGCAUCAGAAUGUGGUCCAUGUUGCAAGUUACUUAGGACACAAUGCAAGUAUCCCAUGUAACAGUAAAGAAGUUCUUUAACUGGUCCAGCUACAAAAAUAACAUCACAAGGUGAAUUUAGCACAGUAUCUUAAUUGGAUUUAGAAUUUUCCAAAUUAGUACUUUAAAAAAUGAUAAUUUUUUUAAAUUUUGUGUAUAUUCUAUAGGUGAGUAAGACAUAUUUGCAUAUUACACUGAUAUCAAUGUAUCUUACUGUAGCAUUAAUUCAGUGAAUGGGAAGCAGUGAACAUUUAAAAAUAGUACAGUUUCUUGUGCUAUUAACAAAAUUGUUAUGUAGUUCUGCACAUGACACUUGCAUUAUGAUGUUACAUACAGGACUACUCAUUCCAAAUUUUUCUUAAUACAUCUAGAAGUAACACUUGAAUUUGUGGUCUGCAAGUUGUUCAAGAAAACUAUGUUUAAAUUAAGUUUUGAUAAGUCUGUAAUGGAUGGAUUAUGCAAGGAAUAUGUAUAAUGAUUAAUAUAAUUGGAACAAGUAAGUAAAUGAUACAUAUAUAUUUUUGUGUAUAAUGGUAUAAUUUACAAAAAUAUGUUACUGAUGUAUGUUUACAUUGCUAGCAGCUUUGUAACCUGUAUGUAAGUAAAUAGAAAUAGAAAAAUGGAUAAUAUAAUUGUGACAAUAGUUUGAUUUGAUUGAUUUUUAUGACAUUUAUAAAUCAUUUCAUUUUAACAUUUUUUAUUUUGAAUUUUUGAGUCUCAAUGACCUGACAAUUUGCCUGCUUAAAGAUUUAGGUACUUUUAUUAUUUUUCAAUCAUUUUGAUUCUUGGAAAGAAGCUUUGUUAUUUUGUUUAUUGUUAUUAUACCUUUGUCAAGAGGUAAAGAAGUUUAACAACCUUAUUUCAAUAUCCAUGUUAUAUAUGUGUUUUUACAAUGACAGUUAUAUGUAUUUUGUAGGGAUGCAUGGGUACCUGGCCAGAUACUCGGCCCUGGCUGGUUAUUGAGCGACCUGGUAAUACUCGGCUCUGGCCAAGUGUCAAAUUAAAACAUCCAAAUCCGGGUAAUUGAAAAUGGCAUCUAUGCCCUAACCUUACGCAGUACUAAAAGUUACAGUCAAUAAUUGGUUUAGUUGAUAAAAUGUGUUCUGAGCAACAAAGACUGACCGCCCACUGAAAGUUGGGGAUUCAGAGAAAAAUAGAGGUUAAUAACAGGCGUGGCUUGAGAAUUGGAUUUCUGGGGAAGGUGGGUGUUUGAGAACAAUAGGGGUAAGAGUUGAGAAGUUGGGGCUAGGCUUUAAUCGGAAUAAUGAUUCUAAAAUGUGUCAACAUCACUUACUUUCACUGGCCUCACUUUUGGAAGUCAAAUGAAGCUCAAUUUCCCACAAUGGUCAGGAUAGCAAGGCAUUAUCUCUCCACACCUCCAACCAGUGUAGCCACUGAAUGGGCUUUUAGUGCCACGGGCAACAUUAUCACACACGAAAGGUCAAGGCUUUUACCUGAAAUCGCCAAAAAUGCUACUGUUCCUCAAGUACAAUUUAAACAAAUUCCAAAAAUACAGGCAUUCUGCAAACUGGUAUGCACAUUUUUGUUAGUUAAUUUUGAAAGUUGAAGGUAAAACUGGAAUGCUCUAUUGGUGAUUAUUUGGUUAAAUGUAAUAAAUGUCAAUUUUGUUUUUGUUUCUAAUUUUAGUUUUUUUUGGGGGGGGGGUCGAAGGGAGAAUCCAGUCCCAGUUGACACUCUGCCCCGGCCAAAGCUUAGUGACCCCGUAUUCCUAGUAUUUUGAGAUACUUGUGAUAUUAUAUCAUGUUACUUUUUUAUUAUAUUUACAUACAUACAUACAUAUAUGUAACUUUUUAUUUGGGUAGAAAAUAAAGGAAAUUACAACCAGUUGUGAACUUGAGCAGCAGUGUUUAUAAAAUCAUUGAACCAAAGUUAUGUAAUCUUUACCAUUUACUUACAUUAUAAUUUUAAAACUGAGUGAUUUCAAAUGUUCAAGAAUAUACUUCGUGUACCCAAUAACUGGUUGUCAUUUUAACUGGUGUCAAACAAAAAUUAAAGACUGCAUCUCAAACAUGUUAUGUGGAAAGUUUCAUAAUAAUAGAAGUUAACCAUCAAUCAUUAUUUCUCUGACAAAGUAUUCUCCUCAUCAAAGAAUGAA
This is a messenger RNA of Limulus polyphemus (Atlantic horseshoe crab), 7913 nucleotides long. Its product is annotated as ATP-binding cassette sub-family G member 1-like. NCBI's taxonomy places the organism in Eukaryota, Metazoa, Arthropoda, Merostomata, Xiphosura, Limulidae. The transcript has 13 exons. Gene Ontology annotation, cellular component: plasma membrane. Gene Ontology annotation, molecular function: ATP binding; ABC-type transporter activity; ATP hydrolysis activity. Bases 299 to 2335 code for a protein of 678 amino acids. The record is from RefSeq and is a predicted model, not a curated record.